Molecule: messenger RNA, 4284 nt
Organism: Heterotrigona itama
Lineage: Eukaryota; Metazoa; Arthropoda; Insecta; Hymenoptera; Apidae
Source: the annotation of a GenBank genome assembly
AUGUCAGAAAGUACGGAUACCAAACUUGACACAGUAAGUUAUGUUUGAUUCGAUCAGUAACGUUGAAUACUUUAUUUUAAGAAUGUUAUUUUAUCAAAAAUCCUUUUUACCUUAUACUGGAGAUACUUUACUGUGAUACCAUUUGCAAACAACCUAUAGAACCAAUAUUAUAUUGAUACUGUCAAUUAUCAAACUUCCAGUAAUUCUUUCAGAUAUUGGAAUUUCAAUGUCAUGUAUUUGUGUAACUUUUAAUUUUAGGUCAAGCCUAUGCUUGUGGCUAUACCAUCUGAUUCAUCCAAGAAACCAGUCAAGUCAACCGCCGUUGUAAAAUAUUCGGCUGUUCAAACACCAGCAACUUAUGCUCAAUUACAAUGCAAUACAGAUUUAAACUUGCCACCAAGCAAUUGGCUCAGCAGUUCUGCAGAAAGUUAUGGUCUACAGAGUGUAUGGUCUCAAACAUCUGGUUUUUCUAGUUUUCGUAUGGCACAUAUGUUCCCUGAUUGUGUGGGAGAAGUUGAUGUCGUGUCGGAUGCGGAAAAUAUAAAAAAGCUCUUAAAGUUGCCUUACAAUCAUGGAGUUAUAUCUAUGGUAGUGCACAGAAUAGAAAACACAUUGUUAUUAGAUGAUUUUGAUAUUCAUAAGUACUUACUCAGACAGGCAGAAAAUGACUGGGAAUGGUUAAAGAAAUUUUUUUAUGAGCAUAUCUUCCAGAAUCUGGGAGAUAAAGAGAAAUGUCUAUUUCAUAAGACAAGCAACAGAAAUACUUUGCAGCAGAGAAACUUGGUAUCCAAGUUUUUAUAUCACUCAAUAGUAGUGGCUGAUAGUAAAGAGCAACAUAUUAAACCACAAUUACCUGCUAAAACAUCGGAGCCGUGUUUGCCAGAACCUUCGCAAGAAGAGGAAGUACCAGAUCCAAACUAUAAUCACAAUUUUGCGAGGAAUAUUGUCUGGACCUUUGAAAAUAUACAAAUGCUUAUUGGUACUGAUAUGCCGAUAUUUGGAGGACAGACUCAUCCAUGUAUAAGUCUCAGAUUGAGGGAUAUGACUAAACCCAUUAAUGUGUUAACUGGUAUAGAUUAUUGGUUGGAUAAUUUGAUGUGUAAUGUACCUGAAGUGGUAAUGUGCUAUCACUUAGAUGGUAUUGUGCAAAAGUAUGAAUUAAUUAAAACAGAAGACCUUCCUAAUUUGGAUCAUUCAAAAUUUAGUCCCAAAGUCAUCAGGGAUGUUGCGCAGAAUAUUUUAAGUUUUUUAAAAAAUAAUGCAACCAAAGCUGGACACACUUAUUGGUUGUUUAAAGGCAAAGAUGAUGAUGUCGUAAAGUUGUAUGAUUUAACCUCUUUGUGUAACGAUGUAUCAGAUGAAAAGGGUCAAAAUCCAUUCACUGUACCUGUUGCUAUGUUACUGUACAGAGUAGCCCGUAACAUGAAAUAUUCUUCUGAUUAUCAUAGGCAACAGGGUACUAUUAGAAUGUUAUUGAGAAAUUGCAUACAAUUAUUAACUAAAGAGAAGUACCCACAGAUUGUGACAUCUGCACAUUUCAUGCUUUCUGACCUCUAUAUACCAUCAGAUACAGAUCCUGCUAGUCCAGGGUUGUCUGAUCAGAGUGAUGAAGAGGAUACACAAAGUGAAUCUAGUAUAAAUCAUGAAAAUGAAAAGGAUUUGGAAGAGGAACUUGAGGAAACUGCAAUUAAGUCUCUAACAUUAGCUAAUACUUUAGAUCAUGUUUAUCACGGACUCGAAUGCCUACAGUAUUUUCCGAUUGACGAUAAUUCUGAAGAAGAACGAAAGAAACAGGAAGAAGAAGAAAAAAAGAAAAGAGAAUACGAGGAAAAUCAUUUAAAUAUGGCUAAACCUUUCCAGGCAAUUCCUAUGCCUUACAUCUCGUUAAAGGAAAAUAAAAAAGAAACCGACUCUGAAGUCAGUUCUGUGAACAGUAGUCUUAGUCAUAAAAGAAAAUUGAAACAGAAGAAAGCAAAGAAACCUGAAAAAGUUAUUUCAAAAGUGGAAACUCACGAGAUUGAACCAAAAGCACUACUAUGCAAGCUUAAAGUUGAAACUUUGCCCACAUGGCAGGCACCUCAGAAAAACAAUAAUAUUAGUUGGAACAUUCACUUAAAAACCUUAUUAUACGAAAAGGCAUCAUUGAUAUUUGCUGUACUUGCUGAAAAUGAAUAUGCUAAUAGAAAUUACGGAGCCUCAUUGAGAUAUAUGUUAGCAGUCCUACGUUGCCAGAAAAUAUUGGAAAUAUUUUGUAGUAUACGGAACGAUAAGUCUAUUAGCUAUCUAUUAGGUCGUGCUGGAGAUUGUUGUUUUAUGGCUGUGCAAGAUUGGUGUAACGUCGAGAAACAUAGAAGAGAUUACGAGGUGAAGAACGAAAUUGAAGAGAGGAUUGUCCAAGAAAUAUGUCAAAUGGAAGAUUUAGAUAUGAAUGGUGCUGAAUUAUUGCCACAACAUUUAGAAAGUUUAGAAUCUACUUUAGUAGCGUCUUAUAAAUGUUAUGAAAAAGCAUUGUCGUUAGAACCGAUAGAUAUGGAUAGAAACAACCUUUUAAGACGAUUAGGAAAUAUUCAUAACGAGUUAGGUGUACUUUAUAUGAAUCAAGCUGGAACGCGAUAUCAACAAGAAAAUUUAGGAGAAGACUCUAUAAGUUCUUCAGAUGCUGUAACAGCGUUACUUACACGUUCGUUAACUCAUUUGGAAGCAGGCGUGAAAGCAUUUGAAACUGUUCACGACGAAGCAAAUUUAGCACUUUUACACUCAAAUACAGGAAGACUUAUGCGACUUUGCGCACACAUGCACAUUAAACAGAACACUCAAGAACGUCAUUUUUACAAUAAAGCGCUCGCUAGUUAUCAGAAAGCCCUGCAAGUUUUAGGUUCGAGGAAAUCGAAUUCUAUGAUUUGGGAUACUAUUACGUGGGAUUUGUCUACUACUUUAUUUACCAUGGCUACAUUGUUACAAGAUUAUCCUAUAACUGGAUGCAAAACUGAAGAAGAAUUAGAACGAGAAGUUGUUGAUAUUCUACAGAAAGCUUUGAAACAUUGUGAUAUUGAAACUGCCGGGCCAAGACAACCAGUCUACCAAUUUCGCGCUGCAACAAUUCAACAUCGACUCGCAUCUUUGUAUCACCGUGUAUACAGAGAAUACGAACCAGAUACAGAUAAUAUUAAAAGAAAAACAAGCUUGCAACUGUGUAAAUUAUAUUAUGAUAAAGCUGCAAAGCUUUUGUUAGCUUUGGAACAAACUACGGAGUUUCUGACGGUGCAAAUGGAAAGAGUUGCUUUAGCUGAACAUCAAGCGCGUGCUACAACAUUUAAUGGUAAAUUAAAAGCAUACCAAAAUGGUCUUCAGUUAAUUCUACAAUGUAGACCUAUUAUUGAAAUAUUAUGCGAGAGAAAUGGUUCUUCAAAACAAAAGGUUGAAAACGUAAAUACUGUUAGUAAUAAAAUAGGGAAAGAUGUUAUCGAAGAAGGGAAAGCGAUUGAUGAACAAAAAUUAAUAGAAGAUGAAGAAAAUUUAGUGAUAUUAUUGGAACAGCGGUUACAAUUUAUUUUACGAUCUUUAACAAAACUAUUUGUUACUAAGAAUUGCAAUAGCAGCAAGAAAGAGUCAGAAACACUUACCAAUUUGUAUAAACAGUGUUACAGUAAAACAUUACGACCAGUCACGAUGACUGGUUCUAUGUUAAUACAACAUAUUGCACAACUUUUACGAGAGUUAGAGAAGAUGUUACCAUAGAUCACGCUGUUCUUCGGAGGAGAACCAGAAGGACACGUCGCCUAAUCCGUCGAAAUUCGACGGUGCUGGAAAAGUUACGGCCGAGCGGACGGAAUCGAGGGUGUAUCGAUCAUCCGAGAUGGAUUUGCAAUUCAAUUUCGUGGGUCAUCCCGAAGCUCCGCGUGGCUGGUCGAGUGUUUGCGGUGAACGGAACGGUGUCAAUAAGGAACUAGUUGUUUGAGUUACAAUUUCGGGCGUUACAGGCUGUUUUACAUCGAACCGAUCCGGAUUGAUUUCUUUAUCUUCCAUUGCUUUCCACGCGAAUUUCCACUUUUCACAAUUCUUUUUUCUGAUCGACAUCAUGAAUUAUACAGCGAAAAGUAUAAUUGAAACAUGGCAAAAUGAAAAAUUGUCAAUUUAAACUGAUAUAUUAAUAUACAUAUAUACGACUGUCAAAUUAGAGAAUUCAUUCUUCAAUGAGACUAAAUAAUCCUGUUUUACAAAAUAUAUUAUAUAUAUAAUUGAUAAUAAUAUAUUUCGUAGAACAAGAUUACUUGGUCUCAUUGA